Molecule: messenger RNA, 2145 nt
Organism: Meloidogyne enterolobii
Lineage: Eukaryota; Metazoa; Nematoda; Chromadorea; Rhabditida; Meloidogynidae
Source: the annotation of a GenBank genome assembly
AUGUUAGCAGACUGGAUUGAUGCCCGAACUUUUCAAACAGAAUUUCGUCCACUAGAGUUGCACGAAUAUUUAGUUCAUGAAAAUGGUCAUAUUUUUAAUUUACUUGAAAAUGGGGAAAAAUGUAGAGAAUUGGAUGAAAAUUUUAUAAUUAAAGGAGAUAAUAAAUGCAUAAUUGGGAUUACUUUGGAAGCAUUACUUCAGUCACAAUCAAUUCUUAUUUUCUGUCCAACAAAAGCUGAGGCAGAACAAAGUGCGAUUUUGUUGGCUAAAUAUUUAAAAUAUUGUUCAGACAAGGGAGAAGCCAAUCGUUUUCCUGAGCUUUCUUCUAUCCUUCCUCGUGAAAAAAUAUCCGAAGCUAUUGAAUAUUUUCGUCAGAAGAAUGCCUGUUCUGAACGUGAUCUUCUUCAAUGUAUUGGUCAAGGUGUUGCUUUUCAUCACGCGGGAUUGACAAUUGAAGAGAGGGAAGUAAUUGAGGCGUUGUUUCGUUCAGGGCAUUUACGUGUUUUAGUUAGCACUUCAACUCUCAGUUCUGGUGUAAAUUUGCCUGCACAUCGAGUUCUUAUUCGAACAAGUGCUGGCGGUCCAGUCCCCCUCAGUUUUGUAACUUACAGUCAGAUGGUUGGACGUGCUGGUGAAAGUUAUUUACUCUGUAAUGCCACCGAUUGGCUAGCUGUUCAACGUCAAAUUCAACGGCGUACAUUUAACCGACCAAAACGAAUUUUUGGACGUCUUUUACUCGAGACAAUAAACAGCUCUUUAUGCAAAAAUCUGGGCGAUGUAAAUAAUUUGAUAGAAAAUUGUCUUUUUAGUCAACAAGCACGUUCAUUAGAUGAAGAAUUAACAUAUUUAAUUCAAUUAAAAGUUAUAACAUUAGGUGGAGAUUCUUUGGCUGAAUUUGAUGAAGAAAAGAGUGAUAGUGACAAUAUUAAUGUUCAAAACCAACCUGAAAUUGGGCCUGAUAAUAGUUUUGAUAAACAAACUACUACUAAAUCUACUUUGGUUCGUCCAACCCAAUUAGGCCGAGCUGUGCUUGCCUCUUCUCUUGAUUUAAGAACAGCACUUCAAGUAUUUGAUGGACUUAAGAAAGCUAUGCAGUCUAUUUGUUUGGAUACAGAAUUGCAUAUGCUUUAUUUGGUCACUCCUGUAAAUAAUUUGGCAAUAAAUGAGAAUUCAAUAAAUUGGAAUUUUUUUCACAAGCAAUGGACUAAAUUGUCAGAGGAGCGACGUCGCGUAGCUCAUAGAAUUGGAAUUUCUGAAGAAUUUUUUAUGCAAAAACUGGGUGGACGGUCAUUUCCGAGGGAUCAUCCUUUAUUAAAUUUACAUGUGCGUUUUCUGGCUUCUCUUAUUCUAUACGAACUUAUAAAUGAAAAGGCACUUCAGGAUGUUGCCAAAAUUUGGGGUAUCAACCGAGGGUUACUUCAAUCUUUACAGCAACAGGCAGCUACUUAUGCUUAUAUGAUUGUCUCUUUCUGUGAUCGUCUUGGUUGGGUUCAUUUAAAAACACUUUUGGAUGAUUUUGCUGAGCGUUUACAAUUUGGAAUUAGAAGAGAUUUAACUGAACUUGUUCGAAUACAAGCUUUUCAUAGAAUGGGAAUAGAAUCUCUAGUUUCACUUGCUAAUUGUCCUUUAAUUCGUGUUUGUACUGUAUUGAGAAAAGCUGUUCCGUUUAAAAUAAAUUCUGACACUGAAGGUUUAAAUUCAGAAGAUGGGGAGGAAGAGAAGAACACAUGGCUACAUGAUGAACCUCCUACUUUUGAACGUGUAGCAGCAAAAACAUUAAUUGAACGUGCAAAAAUUGCCAUUAAAGAAAAGAUCAAAGCCUUCAAAAUUGUCAAUUUCCCUACUUGUAUUUCUAAAAGUGAUGUCAAUUUAUCUCUUCGAUUUGAUACGUCAGUAUUGAGUGUUUUGGACAAUGAUGAUGGAGAAGAUAAAUUGGCAGAGUCUACAGCUGUUGCUGAUCUUUCUAAAAGUAUUUUGGAAGAAGCUUGGAUGUCUGAAGAUGAAAGUAAUAAUAACUCCUCUAAUGCUUUACUUGGCGGUGUUUCUUUGUUGGCAACUACAGAUGAUGAAAGUGCUGUUGAUUCGCUUUGUGAUUCUUUCUCUCCGUUGCGUUUAGAGAAGCCAAUGAUUAUUGUAAAUUUUUAA